Molecule: messenger RNA, 4407 nt
Organism: Polypterus senegalus (gray bichir)
Lineage: Eukaryota; Metazoa; Chordata; Cladistia; Polypteriformes; Polypteridae
Product: vesicle-associated membrane protein 1-like
Exons: 5
Coding region: 441-806 (121 amino acids)
Biological process (GO): SNARE complex assembly; vesicle fusion; vesicle-mediated transport
Cellular component (GO): SNARE complex; plasma membrane
Molecular function (GO): syntaxin binding; SNAP receptor activity
Source: RefSeq, a predicted model, not a curated record
CUCCCUUUUCUCCCUGAGCUCUGACUCCAACGCCUCCGCACCUCUCUGCAUCGCACCGCACUGCCCCCAUCUUUCCCUCGCCGGACUGGAUGUGAUAGACAGCGACUGCAGUGACGUCAGCACCGCCCUCCGAAUAAAAGCUCUGCGGCUGCUUUUCAGGUGUGCGAUCCAACCAGCCCGCAAGGCAGCAAUACUGUUAGUUUCUUAUUAGUGGCGGCUUUAUUGGAAAAGUGUGAACGUCGUCGGUGAUGAUCUACAUUUAUUUCUUUUCAUAACUCAGUAAUAUUAGAACACAUCCGCAGGGAUCGGUUAGCGGUGCGUGUAUUUAUUUAUUUUUUAUUUUAGUUUCUUUUCAUUAUAGCUCUCAAAGGACGAUUUCUUUUUCUCGGCGCUAGAACUGGUACUUACUGCCAGAGUGUGUUGUAACAAACUUGACAGUCAUGUCUGCUCCUGCAGCUCCUGGUGCCCCUGGUGAAGCUAAUGAGGGCCAAGAUGGGGCACCAGGUGGGGGACCUCCUGGACCUCCAAAUACAAGCAGCAACAGGAGGCUGCAACAGAGUCAAGCGCAGGUCGAAGAGGUUGUGGACAUCAUGCGAGUGAAUGUGGAAAAAGUACUGGAGAGGGACCAGAAGCUUUCUGAACUGGAUGAACGUGCAAAUGCACUUGAGGCUGGUGCCUCUCAGUUUGAGAGCAGUGCUGCUAAGCUGAAGAGCAAAUACUGGUGGAAAAACUGUAAGAUGAUGAUAAUAUCUGGAGCAAUAUGUGCAAUCAUUAUAGGAAUAAUAUUUAUUCACUUUUUCACUUGAAACCUCCAUCUCAUCUGACGACGACUGAGUGAGAGAACAUGGGUGAAAGAGAGAGAGAGAGAGAGAGUGUGAAAAAGAAGGAAGGACUGAGUAAUGUAUUACAAACAUCAACAGGGGAACUUAACCAUCUGGUAUCCAGCUCAACAAAAUUUUUUUGCACCUGCUCAGUUAUAUGUUUAGCAGUUUACACUUUCCUUUACAAGACUUCUGCUACUGCUUUGCUCCUCAGUGUGCAAAUGCUAUUUUUUCUAUGGAUUGUCAAAUAUAAUGUUAACACAGAAGCUGUCAUACUGCCAGUGUGAGGCUGUGCUGACAAAAAAAAAGCUUUGAACUUGGAUUUGUGGUUGGGAUGGGGGAGGUGGAAAGAUUGGUCAUGGUGUGCAGUUUGCUCACUAAGGUAACAUUUUAGAUCUUUGUGGAAGACUUCACUAUCAGGCCAGUUUAACAGGUGAUGAAUGAUCUCUUACAUCAGUUGAUGAAAAUAUUUCGUAUGUUUUUUUUUCUUCUGGUAAUUUAAGCAAAGAAGCAUUAAUUAUGAACUAUAUAUACUUGUAAAAUAUUUUUAAUGUUUAUGUGAUACCAUAAAUCAUACAUUCUUUGUUUCAUCUUUGUUUCAUUGUUCACCAUCAAUGUCUGUGUUUCUACUAGCUAUGAACUGUAUUUAAAUAAUUAUUCAGUUAUUUGUUUAAAAUUACUAGACUGGGGAAAAAUAAUUAUUGCCAUAAAUGGAUUUUAAGUGAUGCAUGUUGUCACCUUUUGCAAGAAAUACAAUUGGAGUGAAUUAUGGGUAUAAUCUAAGUGACUGUGCAGAUUUUAACUGUCUCAUAUCACCACAGCUGUAUUAACCAGCUGUUAAAUACCUUGACUGCACUUGAAUUUUAAUUAGUUUAGGGCAAAAAUGAUAUAAAAGCUAUGACAACUUUGUUUUAUCUCUGGGAGUAAAGUAUACAUCCUUUAUUAUUGUAGUAUAAUCAUUUAUAGUGCUUUCAGAAAUUAAGUACUUCCUUACUGCCUUAAUUUUCAAUGUCUACAACUGAUUACUUGACUCACGCAUCAUAAAGUAAACAAUAAUUUAAGUAAGGCAAAGUAUUUUAUUGUGCAAGAAUAAUUCUGAAAAACUGAAAUGUCUUCUUUUCUUUAAGUAUUCAGUUAAUUGAAUUAACACUUAGUAAAAACUCCUUACUGCAUUAGGUUGUCUUAGUUGUGUCUGUAUGAAUGGGAUUUUAUUAUUCUUGCUCUUUAUAGAUUAAUUCUAGUUUGAAGAGCAAUGUUAAAGAACUUUGAUACUCAAGUCUAUCUACAGAUGUUUGCAUGGUACUGAGACCUGGGAAAGCCAAGGUCUCUCCUGUUCUUGUUUCAAAUAAACUGAAACAGUGUUAUUAUGAACACAUUCUUGGAACCAUUGUCAUUUUGGAAUAUGGACAGGGUUUGACUCAAUUUUUUGCAGACUAAUUCAGGAUUUCCUGAAGGACUUGGUCAGACCAGUAUUUGGCUUCUUAGAUUGUUACUUUUACCAAAUUCUGGCAAAUGAAGCAAAUACCAUGAUCCUUCAUGGUAGAAAUGGUGUUAAAUGGGUGCUGACCUGUAUUUGUUUUAUCAUUGAACUUUGAGGCUCAGUCAGGGUGCUCACGGGGUUCUUCUUGUUUGGAUGGUCAGUCUUUGUCUUAGUGGUUCAGUAUUCUUUAUAGUUUUGAAAAGAUAAUACAGAUGUAUUGCUCACUGCUUCAUUCACUGAUUUGUAUGCAAUUUAUAUUUGCUCUAAUAUAUAAAGUCAUGAGUGAAGUCUUUUAUAGACAUUUUAUAAAAUAUAAAUGAAAGCACUGUGUAAGUGCCAUUUAAGGGACACACAAUGAAAGAUGAUACAUCUGUGACUACUUACAGAAUCAAGACAUUUCACUUUUAUUUUAAAUUACAUGUAAUAUUUUUGUCACUUGUAGACACAAUACUACUUAAAGGCAUGUGAAUAAUUUCUGUUAAAUUAUUAAACAAAAACUCCAAUAUUUAAUGAUUAUGUUGUGAAUAAUGGGUACACAUGCAAAAAUAAAUAUUGUAGAUUCUUCAGCAGCUAGAUUAUAAGAGCAACUAAACAUUUACAAUAAUUACUAAUCAGUCUCUGCUUUGAGAGAGAACUUUAUCUGCUCUAGAUUUCUUCACUGUCUUGCAUGAAGAGUCCACUUCAGACCUUUCUGUAACAUUUCUUUUGAGUUGAAAUCUGGAUUAUGACUCAGUCAUUCCCAAACAUUACUUUUCUUAGUCUUAGCCCACUGCAUGGCACAUGUAAUUCAGGUUAGGAUCAUUGUCAUACUGGAUGACGAGUUUUAGGUCAAAGGACUUAAGGAAAGACAAUCCAUAAUGGCAAGGUUCUGAAAUCAUAUGAAUUCAUAGUUCCAUCAGGUAAAUUGUAAAGGACAAGAGCAGAGAGGUAGUCCCAAACCAUUGAUUGUGGGGAUGUUAUUUUUAAGGGAGGUUGUGGUGUUUUUUUGUAUGGCAUAUUUUUUUUUUUUUUUUUUUACCUGUUGUUUACCUGUUUUUUUUUUUCUACUUCAUAAUCCCCCUAAAUGUACAGAACUUUUGAAUAUAAAUCAUUUAAUGUAUAAAGGUAAGGAGUAUUUUAAAUUUAGUCUGAAUAAUAUAACAUAUACAGAAACAGAACUGAGAACUGGAAUUUUUCAAAAAGUACUAUAAAUGAUAAGAAAUUGCAUAAUAUAAUUUUUUAUUUAUAUUUAUAGUGAAGCAAACCCUGAAAAAUUCAGUGCUGAUAGAUAUUAUCUGAGAGGCAUAUGGAUAUACACUUAACUGAUUUUAUUUACCUGUACAGGUAUAAAAUUAUUAGUGCAGAAAUACAACAGUGCUUUGCUGCACUAUUUCCAUUUUAAAAUAUGACCAACCAGUGUAACUUACCUACAAUACAUGUGGUAGUCAGUAGAACUGCACAAUCCCGGCCCUUAACAGCACCACCAACCACAUCACCACACUCUGGUCAAUUAUUUUGUUUAUAACGGUGAGUUUGAGCCCUGAAUGUUAAAUUAUUAUCAAUAAUUUUUAUAAUUAUGUAUGGAUUUUUUUUUUACUUUGGGUAACAAUGUGCUGCUUUUAUGAAAUGCUAAUUAAAUGUGCAUGGACAAUUAAUUACUUUUUCUCUGCAAAAUAUCAAGUGGAAGUGAAAAAGUAAUAAUUGUUAAUAACAGUUAAUAUGUUAUUUGAACAAAAUCUACUACAGUUAAAAUCAUUUCUGCAAUGCUGAAAAGUGUUAAUAUAUAAAUGUAUUUUCAAAAGUUUUGCAUAUUACUUUUGUUUCAUACUUCUGAUUUUAACUGAAUAGGUUCCCCAAGUACAUUGAUUUGUACUGUAUGAAAUCCUUAUGAUUAAUAUCUGUAAUCUACUUAAAUGGAUGAAUCAGCUCGUUGCAAAAUUAACUAGAUCUAUAGCUGAAGAUUAUAUAUAAGGUCUUUCAAGAUCGUGAGAUUUCAUUUUAUACUAAAAAUAUCAUACACAUGUAUAUUUUUGUUUAAUUCAGUUUUGUAUUAAAUUUUGUCUCUGGAUGUUAAGUAUAGUCCAAUAUUAAGAUAUCUACUAACUGUGAAUGUUCAUGGUCAAAAAA